UUUGAUAUUAGCACCAGAAGUUGACAGAGCAGAGAAACAGCAAAAUGAAUGAUGAAGAUUGAUAAGCAAUAAAGAAAGAAAGAAAGGUGCAGAGUAAUUCGUGUAGUUCAACCACCACUCUCAUCCCUCAAUUUUCUUAACCUAUCUUACAAACUCAACCCAUUUCAAUUUCUGUUCUCCGAUUUCUCAGGCGAGCUUUAUUAAGCUCGCCUCUCCCAGAUCAUGGCCGAAAUCUUCAAAAUCCUCUACUUCUCCGCUGUCUUCAUCGCCGUUUUCCUCUGUGUCCUCCCGCCCGUGACAGCGAAUGACGUUGUCUCGACGGUUCUCCGGAUGCCGUCCCAGGUUGCCGGUGACCAAGGACAGAAAAUAUGCGGUGGGAUAACGCCGUCAUCGUGCCCUGUGAAGUGUUUUCGGACGGACCCCGUUUGCGGCGUGGACGGUGUGACGUACUGGUGCGGGUGCAGCGAAGCUGCGUGCGCCGGCGCACAGGUUGCGAAAAUGGGGUUUUGUGAAGUGGGGAACGGCGGUUCUGUCGUCCCUCUGUCUGGUCAGGCGUUGCUUUUGGUGCAUAUUGUGUGGCUCAUCGUACUAGGUUUCUCCGUCCUCUUUGGCCUUUUUUGAAAGAGGAUGUAACAUAGUAACAGUAGUAUACGUACGAAUAGCAUAUAGAGUUACGUAUUAUUGUACGACUAUGUCUAUACGAUGCAUAUGGCUAUUUUGUUUUCUAAGGAAUGUUUUAAGUCGUCGGAGAACAUAAUAGAAUUCAGAUUUUUAGA
Vigna angularis (adzuki bean) is the source of this 776-nucleotide messenger RNA. RefSeq lists its product as uncharacterized. The record is from RefSeq and is a predicted model, not a curated record. The coding region runs from base 223 to 621 and encodes 132 amino acids. Lineage: Eukaryota; Viridiplantae; Streptophyta; Magnoliopsida; Fabales; Fabaceae. The transcript has a single exon.